GCAUUCUAGAAGAAGAAGAAGAAGGGGGAGAAGCUCCGAGGCCGUGUUUUGUUGCCCGAUUUGUAGAGCCUCUUGGAGCUUCUGAAGGAGCAUCUUAGUGUCUUAUUGCCUCGUGGAGCUUCCUCUCUUCAUUGCCGCUGUUCCAUUACCUCACCUCUCUCUCUCUCUUUCUGUUGUGAUUAGGGUCGCUUGCGACUAAGUAUCUGACCACGAUGUCGCAACUCGUGUCGGCUGCGAGGAGAUUGAAGCCAUUGCUGGACAGAGUGCUGGUGGAGAAAGUAGUGCCGCCAACCGUGUCUGCUGGAGGCAUUCUCCUUCCCGAGACUACUACUAAGGUGAACUCAGGUGUUGUUGUUGCAACUGGCCCUGGUGCCAAGUCGAAAGAUGGCACACUGAUUCCUUGUGACGUAAAGAGCGGUGACACAGUUCUUUUACCAGAGUAUGGUGGUACACCGGUCAAGUUGCAAGGCCAGGAAGGCAAAGAGUUUUUAUUAUAUCGCAAUGAUGACCUUCUAGGAGUUUUGCAAGAUUAAGGGCUCCGCAUCAAAUUCAAAAUUUUGGUCAUUCUUCUCAGAGCGUUCGCCUUUAAAAAUGUAGACUUAGUGCUAAACGGGACUCUGCAUCCAGUAUGUGCGCUUCAUUUGAGUAAAAGUUCUGUCGUUUAUUCUCUUAGAGACCACACAUAAUGACGUAUGGUCUUCUGGUACAUGACUUCCCUUUGUGUCACGAAGUAAACGAAACCUAGUACCCUGAGAUGUCUUCUGGUUCUUCACUUUUCCAGCAAUGUUUUUUUCUGUUUUUUCCUCA
Molecule: messenger RNA, 807 nt
Organism: Physcomitrium patens
Lineage: Eukaryota; Viridiplantae; Streptophyta; Bryopsida; Funariales; Funariaceae
Product: 10 kDa chaperonin, mitochondrial
Cellular component (GO): mitochondrion
Molecular function (GO): ATP binding; metal ion binding; protein-folding chaperone binding
Source: RefSeq, a predicted model, not a curated record